Molecule: messenger RNA, 2019 nt
Organism: Phoenix dactylifera (date palm)
Lineage: Eukaryota; Viridiplantae; Streptophyta; Magnoliopsida; Arecales; Arecaceae
Product: glucose-6-phosphate 1-dehydrogenase, cytoplasmic isoform
Biological process (GO): glucose metabolic process; pentose-phosphate shunt, oxidative branch
Cellular component (GO): cytosol
Molecular function (GO): glucose-6-phosphate dehydrogenase activity; NADP binding
Source: RefSeq, a predicted model, not a curated record
CUUCCCUUCCUGUUUUUGUUUUCGUUCUCAUUGCACGGUGCAUACGGUGGUUGGUAAGGGAGAGAGAGAAAGGUGGUAGGUGGGGAUCUUAAAAACCACGACUUUGGAGUAUAAGAGGCGGUAGAACCCCAAAUUCGUCCUUCUGCGGUGCUCCGAGAUCGCAUCUUGGAAGGUAUAAAUCAAAAAAACUGACCUGUGAUACAGAAGAGAAUUGCAGCAAUCAGCCAUGUCAAUUGAAUCACGUGGGUUAUAUUCAACAUCAAGAAAUAACUCCCUUGAAAGAAACAGUUUUAGGAGUGAAUCUUUCUCAGAGGACAGAGAUAGGGAAGUUAUACCAGAGGCUGGUGUCCUCUCAAUUGUCGUGCUUGGUGCUUCAGGUGACCUAGCAAAGAAGAAGACUUUUCCAGCACUCUUCAACCUUUUUCGGCAGGGGUUUUUACUACCCAAUGAAGUUCACAUAUUUGGAUAUGCCCGAACAAAGAUUUCAGAUGAUGAGUUAAGAGAACGUAUCCGACGAUUCCUUAGUCAUGGUAAAGGAGCUUCAACUGAGCAUACAGAUGAUCUGUUGAAGUUUUUACAGUUGGUCAAGUAUGUUAGUGGUUCUUAUGACAGUGAGGAUGGAUUUUUGUUGUUGAAUAAGGAAAUUUCAGCGCAUGAGUCAUCAAAAAGAAGUCAAAUGGGAACCUCUCGCAGACUGUUUUAUCUUGCAUUGCCUCCAUCUGUUUACCCUCUGGUCUGCAAAAUGAUCAGAAGAUACUGCAUGAACCAAUCUGAUCUUAGUGGGUGGACUCGUAUUGUUGUCGAGAAGCCUUUUGGAAAAGACUUAGACUCUGCAGAAGAACUUAGCAUGCAGCUUGGAGAGCUAUUUGAUGAACAACAGAUUUACCGAAUUGAUCACUAUUUGGGGAAGGAAUUGGUCCAGAACUUGCUUGUGCUUCGUUUCGCCAACCGCUUCUUUGUGCCUCUAUGGAAUCGUGAUAAUAUUGCCAAUGUUCAGAUUGUCUUCAGGGAGAAUUUUGGAACUGAAGGGCGUGGAGGAUAUUUUGAUCAAUAUGGAAUCAUUCGUGACAUUAUUCAAAAUCAUUUAUUGCAGGUUCUUUGUUUAGUUGCCAUGGAGAAGCCCGUAUCUCUUAAGCCAGAGCACAUACGAGAUGAGAAAGUGAAGGUUCUUCAGUCAGUCCUACCCAUAAAAUACGAAGAGGUUGUUCUUGGACAAUAUGAGGGAUACAGAGAUGACCCAACAGUUUCUGACAAGUCCAACACCCCAACUUUUUCAACUGUUGUUUUAAGAAUACACAAUGAAAGAUGGGAAGGUGUCCCUUUUAUACUCAAGGCAGGAAAAGGUUUGAAUUCAAGCAAAGCAGAAAUUCGUGUUCAAUUCAAGGAUGUUCCCGGUGACAUCUUUAAAUCUAAGAGGCAAGGAAGAAAUGAAUUUGUCAUACGCCUACAGCCAUCAGAGGCCAUGUAUAUGAAACUAACAGUGAAGAAACCUGGACUGGAAAUGUCAACCAUACAGAGUGAACUAGAUUUAUCUUAUGGGCUACGAUAUCAGAAUGUCACAAUUCCUGAGGCAUAUGAACGGUUAAUCUUGGACACAAUACGGGGAGAUCAGCAGCACUUUGUGCGCAGAGAUGAACUGAAGGCAGCAUGGGCGAUUUUCACUCCUCUCCUACACAGUAUUGAUGCUGGGGAACUGAAACCUCUUUCUUAUAAGCCAGGUAGCCGUGGUCCAGCAGAGGCAGAUGCGUUGCUCUCCAAAGCAGGUUAUGUGCAAACACACGGCUACAUUUGGAUACCACCUACAUUAUAAGAACAGCAUGGUAUUUCCUAAUAUCAGUGUAGUUAACUGGGUGACUUUUGUCACCACAUAUGUGGCGGAUCUGCAGUGUUUGUGUUGAAUAAUGCAAUCUCCAGUUUGUCUAAAUGAGCCUAACUUCAGUUUGCAAAAUGUGGCCUUGCUUUUUAUCAAAUCUAAUAAGUUGCUUAAAGAAAUAAUAAAGUUUUUUCUCUGUUACGUGC